UCUGAUUUUUCUCCACUGGGGACAAAAAUCCUAGCUAGAUGCAUCUUCGGUUCCACAGAGCUCGCUGAAGACUCUUCCAGGCCUCCAGUGAUUAAGAAGAUGAAGGACUCAAACGGCUACCAGAAGGAACACUUGGCCAGAGAAAGGGUAGAAGCUGUCAAUAACCAGUACGUGAUCACCGGACCAGUUUACUCAGAUCUAUCAUUUGAUGAAGAGCACCAGAAGGUCCAUAGACACCAUAAAACGUUGGUGGACCAUCUCAGAUUAUGCUUUAGGUGUACCCCACAAAGGGCCAAAAGUGCCGCUCUUCAUUUGUUCCCUGUGGCUUCCUGGUUACCAGCAUAUCAGAUCAAGAAAUGGCUUCUUAGCGACAUCGUUUCCGGAAUUAGCACGGGGCUGGUCGCCAUCCUACAAGGCCUAGCAUUUGCUUUAUUGGCAAACGUUCCUCCGAGUUAUGGACUCUACGCAGCAUUUUUCCCCGUGGUUAUAUAUUUCUUCUUUGGCACGUCCAGACAUAUAUCGGUCGGACCGUUCCCCAUCCUGAGUCUGAUGGUAGGAGGAGCAGUUUUAAACAUGGUCCCAGAUGAACCUGGGAAUCCCAGCGUGCCAGCAAACAGUUCAUCAUUAAACCAGGAAAGAGUUAUGGUGGCAGCAUCCGUUACAGUCCUGGCUGGCAUCUUCCAGUUAGUCCUGGGUGCCUUUCGCUUCGGCUUCAUCGUCAUCUAUUUGUCUCAGCCACUCAUCAGUGGAUUUACGACGGCUGCUGCGAUACACGUUUUUGUGUCUCAGCUGAAGUUCAUUUUUCAGCUACCGGUUGAGCCCUUUAACAAACCACUGGGACUCAUCUGGACCCUUAAAAGUAUAUUUGAGCAAAUCACCAACACCAACAUUGCGGAUUUAGUCACUGCACUCAUUAUCUUAGUCGUUGUGUCAGUGGUCAAGGAACUGAAUGACCGGUACAAAGCCAAACUGCCAGUACCAAUUCCGAUUGAAGUCAUUGUGACAGUCAUAGCAGCUGGACUAUCUUACGGCUUUAAUUUCAAAGAGAUAUUCCAGGUAGAUACAGUUGGAACAUUAGAUAUUGGAUUUCAGGCUCCAGUUGCCCCAGAUAUCAAGUAUUUCGAACGUUGUAUAGGAGACAGCAUCUCUAUUGCCAUUGUCGGCUUCGCUGUUGCCUUUUCAGUGGCUAAAGUUUAUUCCAUUAAGCACGAUUACCCCAUAGACGCCAACCAGGAAUUAAUUGCCUUUGGAAUCAGCAACAUCUUUGGAGGGGUCUUCAAAGGAUUUGCAGCAAGCACUUCUCUAUCAAGGUCUGGAGUGCAAGAAAGCACCGGGGGCAAGACACAGAUUGCUGGACUCCUGUCAGCUAUCAUUGUCAUGAUUGCUAUCUUAGCCAUUGGCUUUCUCUUGGAACCGCUGCAAAAGUCAGUCCUUGCAGCUUUGGUUCUGGGCAAUUUGAAGGGGAUGUUGAUGCAGUUCAAAGAGAUUGGAAUUCUGUGGAAAAAGGACAAGUGUGACUGUCUUGUCUGGAUUGUGACUUUCCUGGCUGCCCUUCUACUGGGACUGGAUCUUGGCUUAGCUGCCGGCCUUGGAUUUGAGCUCCUGACAGUUGUAUUCCGGGUCCAGUUUCCAAAAUGCACACUUUUGGCUAACGUUGGAAGGAAUGACAUCUACAGAAACAGAAAAGACUACUCAGAUAUAUAUGAGCCAGAAGGAGUGAAAGUUUUCAGGUGCCCAUCUCCAAUCUUUUUUGCUAAUGUUGACUUCUUCAAGGAAAAAUUGACUGCUGCGGUUGGUUUUAAACCAUUGAGGGUGUUACAGAAACGCAACAAAGCUCUAAGGAAAAUAAAGAAGAUGUUAAAGAAGGGAGAACUUCAAGAAACUCCAAAAGGUUUUCUUUGUACCGUCACUAAUGCGACCGACUCAGAUGAAGAGCUGGACAACAACAGGGUUGAAGAACUGAGUCAGCCCAUAAAUACGAAGGAUUUUCCAGUUCUGAUAAACUGGAACGCAAGCCUGCCUCCCAACAUCAGAGUUCCGAGAAUUGAUGUCCAUAGCGUCAUUCUUGAUUUUUCAGCAGUGUCCUUUCUGGAUGUUUCAGCUAUGAGAAUCAUCGGAGAGACUUUAAGAGAAUUCAUCCGGGUUGAUGUUGAAGUUUAUAUUGUGGGCGCACAUGAUGGUCUCCUGGAGAAGCUACAGAGAUGUGGAUUUUUUGAUGACGAAAUUAAGCCCUCCAUAUUUUUCCUGACCAUUCAUGACGCAAUUUUAUACAUAUUGAUGAAGGAGGAAACGAUCACCCGCUUAUCAAAAUUAGAAGCCAUCACGGAUAAUCAAAACAACAAUCACUAUAUAAUUAACACGAGUGGAGGACUACGCAAUCGGGACCUAACGGAAUCAAUAGAAACGAGAAUGUAAAAGAACCGCCCAAUCUUGAAACAACUGAUAAAAGGAGAUAAAAUGUUGGUUCUCCAACAGGAUCCCACAUUGAAUGAGGACAGAGGUGAGGGCCUGUCCCUCUUGUAAGGACAUUAAGUCACAUACACAAACAUGUAUGUACAAAAGAAGGUGGGCCUUCAACUACACGCCAUGCCUGACUUCCGGCAGAUUUAAUUCCUUUCACGGAUGCUUCAGCAUCAUAGGCAACCAUUUUUUGCCUCUUAAAACUUUUUUUUUUUAACAUCUUGUUUUGUUUUUCAUGGUUUCUUCAAAAAAAUGUUUGGGGUGUUUUUUUAUUUGAACUUUUUUAAAAAAUAAAAUUAAAACAGAUUAAAAAAAAAAGGAAGCACUUAACCAGGCUAUCCCUGUAUAUGAGUGUGUAGAUCGCAUGUUGUGUGAAAAUGCUGAUCUCAAAGAGCACUUGGUUUAUGCAGUCCCCCAAAGAUGAAAUAUCCAUUUCGUUGUAUAUUCCUCUACUAUGCAAAUAUGUAUAUACAAUAUGUGUAAAUAAUUCCGUUUGUCGGUUGAAGAUUGUACAUUUCCACGUUGUAAAUUGUUUAUAGGCUUCGAUAUAUUUUUUUCAUCGUUUUUAAUACUUUGUAUUUUGUUAUGUAAAUAUUGCUUCCAUAGAAGUUUUUGGGUUUGUUUUUUUUUUUAAGCAAAGGCUAUAAACGAAAGGCCUUUAUAAUUUAUAACCACAAUCAGGACUAGAAUUUCCCAUUUCUGAGCAAGGUGGGACUCGCACUCGGUUUAAAGACCUUUUUUAUCACACUAAUUAGGCGAAUCGCUGAAGUUAAGUAAAACCUGUGGUUGUUAAAUGAGUGUAACUUCCCCCCCCCCAUUGAUUUUGCUUCUCGGAAGAGCUCAAUUUUUGAUCACGUGAUCUUGGGGCUGCUGUGACGGUCGCUAAGUGCAAGACUCGGUUGUAAGUUAAUUUGUUUGUAACUUUGAACAGACGCUAAACGGAUGUCAACUGAAGACUACCUCUGACUUGCUGUUUAUUUGAGCAAAAUGAAAACCCUAAAAAAAUAAAAUCCUCUUUUAAAGAAUGCUUUAAGGUCUGUAGAUCUGUGGCAUUUUAAAACCAACGAGAAAAACUCAACGGCCUUUUAAUGUUAGGAAUGGCCCGUGAUUGAUAAAAGAAGUCUCUCUCCGAUGGAAUUUGAAUUUGAUUCCUAGUGUUUACCUCAUUCACGUAAUUUUAAAAUCCGAAUUGUGCUUGAAAUCUAAAAAUUAAUGUUACCUAUCCAAUCACAGUGGAUACCUUUCUCUGAUAUGCUUGAUUUUUAAUGCAAUAUUCGGUAAGCAAAAAAUAAAGCAUAUUUGUUUU
Messenger RNA from Crotalus tigris (Tiger rattlesnake), 3766 nucleotides. RefSeq names its product solute carrier family 26 member 3 (gene SLC26A3). Gene Ontology annotation, biological process: transmembrane transport. The transcript has 21 exons. The coding region runs from base 100 to 2415 and encodes 771 amino acids. The record is from RefSeq and is a predicted model, not a curated record. Lineage: Eukaryota; Metazoa; Chordata; Lepidosauria; Squamata; Viperidae. Gene Ontology annotation, cellular component: membrane. Gene Ontology annotation, molecular function: bicarbonate transmembrane transporter activity; secondary active sulfate transmembrane transporter activity; oxalate transmembrane transporter activity.